Messenger RNA from Poecilia reticulata (guppy), 3709 nucleotides. RefSeq names its product CD164 molecule, sialomucin (gene cd164). Gene Ontology annotation, cellular component: cytoplasmic vesicle. Lineage: Eukaryota; Metazoa; Chordata; Actinopteri; Cyprinodontiformes; Poeciliidae. The record is from RefSeq and is a predicted model, not a curated record.
CCCAUAAGAAGCGCCACAUGACCUGCCGAGUAGGAAGUGUCGAGCUAGCGGACAUCAACAGCAGUAGAAGCAACAGUCCUCGGAAGAGACGACAAGGGAGCCGCGAAAUUCCGAUUUCACAUUCUCGACGUUUCCGUGAAGAUAACCUGCCUCUGUGUGAACCAGACCGAGCUAUAAAUCGGCCGCAGUCAUGUACGUAAAGGUGGUGUUUUUCGCCGCAGCUCUGGCGCUGAUUGGCGCCGCAGCCGCCGCAGAUGACUGUACCUCUCCGACAUGUGACGAGUGUGUCAAAAACCCUGAAUGCACGUGGGCUAACUGCACAAAUUCUCCAGCGAAUGUUUCCUGUGUCAAUGCUACCCUGGUGGCUAACGGCACCUGCAGCAAUGCAACCUGUUCAACUUCUCCUACGGCUGCACCUACUCCCAGACAUUCAUCUGUUACCCCCACCACCCAUACGACAGUGAAUUCAACGACUGCACCCGUGACGCCGACUCACCGUGGCAACAGCUCCACCACUACAACUCCAGCCUCCACCUUGGCACCGAAUACCACAACGGUGGCCCCUCAGAAGAACUCGACGUUUGAUGCCGCGAGCUUCAUCGGUGGAAUCGUGCUCGUCCUGGGCCUUCAGGCCGUCAUCUUCUUCCUCUACAAGUUCUGCAAAUCCAAAGACCGUAACUACCACACCCUCUGAAGCGGGCGCACUUUAGGAUCCAAGCCGUCCUCACCGAUUUCAACCCCUCAGCACACACUCAUAGGGAGUGGACUCAAACAGCGUUUCCAUACAGUUUUUUAUUUUUGUCCUGUUGUUUUUUUCGUUUUUCUUUAAAUGUUUAGACCUGCAUGACUGAAUGAUUCAUUUCAUUUCAAAGUGAAUCUCCUCCAACGUGCAUUUAGGUCUCAAGCAUGUAGAUUACAUAAGCAAGCAGCUACCCCCACCUCCAUCGUGCCAUUAGUCAUCCUGCAUAGAGCAUUUUCCAGCAAAUUGAGUGGGCUUGAGUUAUUUACAGCCCCUCUUCUUAUGCCUUCCCCAAUUAAAUGCACCACACGAGAGAAAAACAAUUAGCCAUGUAUACGGAGUAGCUUUUUCCUGCUGAGGCUUGAAUAUCUGUUAUUUAAAAUUUUUUUUUUACCUGGUUUGGAAACACUGUUUGAGCUCGUGUUAAAUGUGGCAACAGAUGAUUAAGGAUUGCUUUUAGCUUGUGAAAUGUUUAUUUUCUCUCUCCACACAUCUGAUCCGUCGGGGGGGGGGGGGGGAAGCGACAAUUAAUCAUCUGACGUCAAACAGGAGGAGUGUGGAGUGUUUCUGCUGUUCGGUUCCCACCCCCCUCUUGGAAACGUCGUCUCUCCCAGUACAAGAUGUUUAAAAAUGUCAAACGCCAACUGCCAGAAGAGCAGCCCGCCGCGAUAAAUAAUGUAUAGAGCUCAUUUCAGAACCACAAAUCUCCCGUAUCUUUUCCUUUUCUGAUCUUUAAACCCCACAGGUGACUCGUCCUUGUCGUUUGCUUUGGUGUUUAAACCGGGUCAAAGUGAAUUAUUUUAGAAUAUUUUCAGAUUAUUUAGUUCUAUUGUGCAGAGGAGGAUGAGGUGUGGCGCGCGCCUUUCUUGAUGUGGACAGUGAAGUGCCUUUGAUGUCCAGUGUGAGUGAAAGCAAGUAAAGGUUUUUUUUUGUUUUUGUUUUCUUUUUAUUUCCAUGUUGUGAGAAGUAACAGUAUCGCUGCGCUGAUAUUGCUUAGAGCUGUAAUGUCCCAGCUGGACUGAAGAGCCUUUUAUUGUUGACGAAAACAGGAUUUUUUUUGUUUAGUUUUUUUGUCCUUGAAGGCCGCCGUUCGGUUUGUAGGUGCGGCAGAAAGACCAAAGGCUGCAGGACGACUGCGCGAUCACGCUACUGCAGACUUUUGGAGUGAAUAAUUUAAACAGAGUUUCCUACCACUUUGCUACAUCAUGGUUCAAAUCCGAGUGAGUUGGCAGGAAAAUAUUUUGAUAUAGGCGAACGAGCAAGAUGGUGUACUUCAUACAAAAAGAUUGUGAAAAUAUUGGACGUUAUCUUCCAAGAUAAGUGUCUAAAAGAGACAAAAAAAAUGUAGAUCUGGUGUUUAAUUAAGGAUUUCACUUCUAUUUAAUUGAUUUGUAGUGUAAAGUUCAGAAUAUCAGCCGAGUGGCCGUGUUGGAGCCUAGUCUUCUUACUAGUUAGCUGCUAACUUCUUCUUUCAUUUUUUUUCUGGAUUUCUCAGCUUUUGUCUAACCUGUAAAUAGCCACGUCCUGUUUCUGUCCUGCUGAAAGAAGCAAAAUGUUGAUCGGAGCGUUUAGCUUUGCGGUGGCUCUACUAAUUUUGUAUAAAUGGCUUUCUUCCCCCCGGUUAGUGCAUGCUGUUCUCAUUGCAUAUGCAACUAGUACCAUAGACACAUUCAAAAACCACUUGAUUAUUUGUGAUGAGUCCAUAUGCUAAUGGAAGGAUGCCUUGAAACCGUGUACAUGAAGCCAAAGGCCUCAGUUUUUGGCAUGUUUUGUAACCCUAUUUUAUUUUUUUCCCUUUCUUUUUUGGUAAAUGGUUUCAGGUUUAGCUCACAAAUAAAAUCAGAGGCUUGUUUUAAAUAUUUCCAAUUAUGACCACAAAUCAAUUAAUGAAUGCAGAUGUUUGUUUUAUGCUUGUUUAUUUUGAGGUUGCAUGGUCUCUCUUUUGCUUUAACGUCCCAGCGCUGCUGCGCCGCUUCGGUCUCCCUCUCUGCUGCAUGUCGAGUCCAUUUGCACAAAUGAAGAGAAAUAUUUUCGAGUGCCGCUGAGCACGUCCCGCUUUCUGCGAACGGCACCUCGGCGUCCCGACGUGCCCGCGUCUCGAGCAAAAGUGCCUUAUUCAGUUAUCAUCCAUUUCCAUCUGUUGUGAAACGAGACGUCACGGUGACUUGAACGUCAGCCCGACUCCUCACUUUAAGGCUCGUGUGAAGUGCUCUCCUGUGUUCUGCGUACGUUUGUUGCUCUCAGCCUUAAUCUUUUCGAACAAGUCCACAGAGCUGUUACAAGGUAACAAGCUGUUCAGGCAACACCCGUAGGCUACUUUCUGUUUCGGUGUAAGCUUAAACGCUGCUUUUGUCGAGAUGGGAAAAACGUCAAGUAAGUCGUAUAUUUCAGCUGAAGAAGUCUGGCUGUAGCCUGAACAGCUUCUUGGCAGCCAUUUGUGAUGAAACACACAGGUGAAGUAACCACAGACGGGCCUUGUGUUCUCUAUUUCAACAUGCCCUCCACCCCUUUCCACGAUGACUUGAACUCCACUUCAGUUGUAACCUGCUGAUGUUUUCUGUCGUGAAGGAUUUUAAAGUGCGUCACUUUAAGAUUCAUUUGAUCACAAUUCAGUUUUCAACCAGGCAGUGUUAGCCUUCUUUGCCUUGUUGCUUUAUUGCUAAUUGCACACACACACACUGUAGCGCUGUGUCUUUCACUGUCCAUUUGUCUAGUUGGUAUGACUUCUGGAUUUUCCCUCUCACCACUCUUAACACAGAAACGUAUAUAGCCAUAUGUAGACACUGAACGGUGUCACAAUGCCUCCCCUUGAAUGGUCUUUGCUUCUUUUUGUGCCACCCAACUUUUUUUAUGCCUCUGACGCCUCAGUUGUUUUUUUUGUUUUUUGGGUUUUUGUUUUGGCCUUGUUUUCUGGUGUUGCCUUUAGUUUUACAAUGUUAAACCAAUAAAGUUUGAAUAUCGUUAAACAAA